Pipistrellus kuhlii (Kuhl's pipistrelle) is the source of this 3727-nucleotide messenger RNA. It is a transcript of the gene RBM39, whose product is annotated as RNA binding motif protein 39. NCBI's taxonomy places the organism in Eukaryota, Metazoa, Chordata, Mammalia, Chiroptera, Vespertilionidae. Bases 1737 to 2858 code for a protein of 373 amino acids. The record is from RefSeq and is a predicted model, not a curated record. Gene Ontology annotation, molecular function: RNA binding. The transcript is spliced from 19 exons. Gene Ontology annotation, biological process: mRNA processing. Gene Ontology annotation, cellular component: nucleus.
GUAUAUGCGUGUUAGUGAAUGUGAGUACGGGGAAGCAGCGGCCGCCAUUUCAGAGAGUCCGCGGACGCCGUCGCAGGGUUGAAUCCUGAGCUGCCGAAGUCUCCGUCCUGCACUCCCGCGCGGGCUUCUCUAAUCCCAUUGUUUCUUUUAGAUUCGCUCGGGCCUAUCCGCCCUCGGAGCCCGAAAUUCGGGCUGGGCGUACCGCGGCCCGGGCCUAGAGACUUAACUGUAGCCACAGCGGCGGCGGCAGCAGCAGCCUUUUUUCCGAAUACGAGCACCACAGGGGCCCAGAAGCCCGCGCAGGCGUUUAGAGAAAAUGGCAGACGAUAUUGAUAUUGAAGCAAUGCUUGAGGCUCCUUACAAGAAGACUUGCCUAACGAUAUCUCACCUCUACUCCCAUGAAUUCACCUUUGAUUCCAGUGUGAACUGUCAAUCAUAAGGAUGAGAACAAGUUGAGCAGUGCUAAUGGCCAUGAAGAACGUAGCAAAAAAGUACUUUGCAUUUAAAAUUUAGAUCUUCUUACAUGGAAGAGGUCAAAUCCAGUUAUAGCAAAACACCUUUACAGCAGAGGCCAUAUAACCAAAAAGUCCAAAGGCCCAGCCCAGUGGACCAUUUACUUCAAUGAUGUUCAGUACAAAAUUCCACUGCCACUAAAGACUUUGGAAAGUCCCAUUAAGUUGUAACAGGAUUUGACUAUUAGUAUGGAUUUUUAUAACCCUUCUUUAGUUAACUUAAUAUUCUGCAAUUUGUUAUAGAGAAGUAUACUGCUUUCUUACAUCCUUAAAUAUUUGUCUGGGCUUUUAUGCAGAGAAAUGUAUAUCUUGAAUGUUUUAAUCAGGUUCCUGUCAUUUUACCUAUCUGGGGUUGCCUUCAGAUGUGGGUGGGGACUCAUUAAAAGUCCUAGGAAGACCUUAAGUUGAAAUUAGCUCUCCAAUAUUUGAGUGUUUCCUUUGAUAAAAUAAGUUUUGAGUCUAAAAAGAGGUAAAUAUGUUUGCUGCCUCUACUAUGGGCUAUAUACGAGCAGAGCAAAACUUUGUCUUAUUUGUGGAAGAUUGAGUUACUUUUUACUUUGUCCUCUAAUUGAUUAUAUUUAGGACUUAUAUAGCUAUUGCACAGACUUAUUAAAAGAUAGUGUCAGGUUUUUCAGGCAACAGAGUUGGAAUGUUCUCUGUUGCCCUUCUGGGCAUUGCUUUGAUGACUUCUAUAUAAAUAAUGAGUGUAGCCUAAUUUUCUGUCAUGUGCUACCUAGCAUAUACAUUUCUGACAGUCAGGUGGAUUAUCUUGAAAUUUUAGACAAAAGUUUCUGCCUCCUUGGAAAGCUCUACAUCUCCUUGUGAUUGGAGUGUGGGUUUCAAGAUUCCAGAAGGAGGAAAAAAAGCAAGAGCAGAAGUCGUAGUCAUGAACGAAAAAGAAGCAAAAGUAAGGAACGGAAGCGAAGCAGAGAUAGAGAAAGGAAAAAGAGCAAAAGCCGUGAAAGGAAGCGAAGUAGAAGCAAAGAAAGGAGACGGAGCCGCUCAAGAAGUCGAGAUCGCAGAUUCAGAGGCCGCUACCGAAGUCCUUACUCCGGACCAAAAUUUAACAGUGCCAUCCGAGGAAAGAUUGGGUUGCCUCAUAGCGUCAAAUUAAGCAGACGACGUUCCCGAAGCAAAAGUCCAUUCAGAAAAGACAAGAGCCCCGUGAGGGAACCUAUUGAUAAUCUAACUCCUGAGGAAAGAGAUGCAAGGACGGUUUUCUGCAUGCAGCUGGCAGCAAGAAUUCGGCCAAGGGAUCUGGAAGAGUUUUUUUCUACAGUAGGAAAGGUUCGAGAUGUGAGGAUGAUUUCUGAUAGAAAUUCAAGACGGUCCAAGGGAAUUGCUUAUGUGGAGUUUGUCGAUGUUAGCUCAGUGCCUCUAGCAAUAGGAUUAACUGGCCAACGUGUUUUAGGAGUGCCAAUCAUAGUACAGGCAUCACAGGCAGAAAAAAACAGAGCCGCAGCAAUGGCAAACAAUCUACAAAAGGGAAGUGCUGGACCUAUGAGGCUUUAUGUGGGCUCGUUACACUUCAACAUAACUGAAGAUAUGCUGCGGGGGAUCUUUGAGCCUUUUGGAAGGAUUGAAAGUAUCCAGCUCAUGAUGGAUAGUGAAACAGGUCGAUCCAAGGGAUACGGAUUUAUUACGUUUUCUGAUUCAGAAUGUGCCAAGAAGGCUUUGGAACAACUUAAUGGAUUUGAGCUAGCAGGAAGGCCAAUGAAAGUUGGUCACGUUACUGAACGAACUGAUGCUUCCAGUGCUAGCUCCUUUUUGGACAGUGAUGAACUGGAAAGGACUGGAAUUGAUUUGGGAACAACUGGUCGUCUUCAGUUAAUGGCAAGACUUGCAGAGGGUACAGGUUUGCAGAUCCCACCAGCAGCACAGCAAGCUCUACAAAUGAGUGGCUCCUUGGCAUUUGGUGCUGUGGCAGAAUUCUCUUUUGUUAUAGAUUUGCAAACAAGACUUUCUCAACAGACUGAAGCUUCAGCUUUAGCUGCAGCUGCCUCUGUUCAACCUCUUGCAACACAGUGUUUUCAAUUAUCUAACAUGUUUAACCCUCAAACAGAAGAAGAAGCUGGAUGGGAUACAGAGAUUAAGGAUGAUGUGAUUGAAGAAUGUAAUAAACAUGGAGGAGUUAUUCAUAUUUAUGUCGACAAAAAUUCAGCCCAGGGCAAUGUGUAUGUGAAGUGCCCAUCAAUUGCUGCAGCCAUUGCUGCUGUAAAUGCAUUGCAUGGCAGAUGGUUUGCUGGUAAAAUGAUAACAGCAGCAUAUGUACCUCUUCCAACUUAUCAUAACCUCUUUCCUGAUUCUAUGACAGCAACACAACUACUGGUCCCAAGUAGACGAUGAAGGAAGAUAUAUAGUCUCUUAUGUACAUAGCUCUUUUUCUUUUGAGAUUUCAUCUUGAGUUAUCUUUUAUUUAGAUAAAAAUAAAGAGGCAAGGGUCUACUGUCAUUUGUAUACAAUUCCUGUUACCGUGAAAAAAUAAAAAUGUUAACAGGAAUGCAGUGUGCUCGUUCUCCCUAUAUAGCAAAUCCCACUGUAUACAAAACUGUUCUCUUGUUCUGCCUUUUAAAUGUACAUGUAGAAAAUUACAUUAAGGAUCUAUAGAAAUAGCUCUAGGGGAACAAAUGUGCUUAAUGUAUAAAGGCAGACAACAGGGAUAUAAUGUUUUUAAUGUUUCAUUUCAGAAGCCUAACUUUUUACACAACAGUUACAUUUCACAUUUUCACUAAUGUUGAUAUUGGCUAAUGGUUUAGCAGACAGGUUUCUGAAAUACACAUUUGGUGUAUAGAAAUUCAAGACAGCUAAAGGGCUGUUUGAUUAACAUCUCAUCUUGCACUCUGAUCAAUUGGCAAGAAAAGAUUUCAAAAUUACAUUUCUGAAUAGUAUCUUUUCAAUUAAUGUAUCUGUAAAAGUUUCUCUGUAAAUAUGUGUUUUAGUGUGUCUAAGAUUCCAAACAAAAUGCUCCCUGCAUUUCCUCAAGAUGUUUAGUGAGUCUGGUAAGCAAAAGGCUGAGCAAGAAAUGGGAAAUGCAGAAAUAGGUUUUGUCUGGUUGCAUAUAAUCUUUGCUCUUUAAGCUCUGUGAGCUCUGAAAUAUAUUUUUGGGUUACUUCAGUGUGUUUGACAAGACAGCUUGAUAUUUCUAUCAAACAAAUGACUUUCAUAUUGCAACAAUCUUUGUAAGAACCACUCAAAUAAAAUUCUCUUAAAAAGGC